Ambispora gerdemannii is the source of this 453-nucleotide messenger RNA. NCBI's taxonomy places the organism in Eukaryota, Fungi, Glomeromycota, Glomeromycetes, Archaeosporales, Ambisporaceae. The record is from the annotation of a GenBank genome assembly.
AUGAGAACCGCUGUUAAGUCUCACGAGAAAGUAAAAGGACACUGGAAGCCAAAGGAUGAUGUUAAGCUGCUAUGUUGGUAUAGAAAAUAUCCUAAUCAAUGGCAGAUAAUAUCAGAAGCAAUGGGAAAAGGACGUAGUCCAAAGCAAUCGAGAGAAAGAUAUAUGAAUCAUCUGGAUCCUCGAAUAGACCAUAGUCCUUUAACGCUUGCUGAGCGGACCGAUAUUUGGCUCUUGUAUUUCUGGUUUGGUAACAGUUGGGCUUCGAUUGCAUCGCUUUUUCCUGGACGAACAAGUUUGCAAGUGAAAAACUACUGUAUGAGUAGAUUACGAUCAAUCAAAACAAGGAAAAAUUUUGAGGAAAAUACACUUCUUCCGUCUUUAGACUCUCCGACUGGUUUACUCCUUUCAAGUAGUCAGAUAGAUCGAAUGAGAGUAAAUUUUCUCUUAAAUUAA